Molecule: messenger RNA, 3284 nt
Organism: Toxoplasma gondii ME49
Lineage: Eukaryota; Apicomplexa; Conoidasida; Eucoccidiorida; Sarcocystidae
Product: carrier superfamily protein
Exons: 9
Coding region: 382-2394 (670 amino acids)
Source: RefSeq, a predicted model, not a curated record
CAAACAUCUCAACCUUUCCUUGGACGUUUUCCGUUGAGUGAGAAGUUCCAGGUGUGUGGGGCACCUGCAGCAAAAGGAGCUGUUACGGGUGUCUUCAUGUAUCCCGAAGCGCAGACGGUGUGCUCGUUAACGUUGCCCGUGUGUCUCUACACUUUCAAAGCUGCGACCGAGGUUGUCGGACUGUGUACCGGAAACGUUUGUGAGGAAACUCCACACAGUUGAGUUGAAUGCACCCUUGCUGAAAAAUUGAACUCGGAAGAGGACGCUGCACUGCUGUGGACCUCAAUUGAAGUGCGGACGGCCAAUCUCCGGACCUCUAGGUCUUCGAGACAGCGCCGCCGGGACCCUUUUUCUGCGGAUUGCUGCUCACUCACUUACACAAUGAAAUGUGAUGAACUACAAGUCGCUAGAGGCAGAUCUGUGGGUCACCAUCCGCCUCUCUGUGUCUCCUGUGCGUCUAGAACGCACUCCGGUGACCUAGUCCUGCCCCGAACCCCUAGGGCCCGUGCGCCUGCGACUGCCUGCCGCAAGUCGCUUUCACCCGUCGCUCCAAUGUCUCAAAACUUAUCCCUCUUCAAGUUUUCUGCUUGCCUCUCCGACCGACGCCGGCCCUUGUUCUGGAUCGUCUUUCUCCUCUUUGUCUUUUCCACGGUGUACUCCUUCGUCUGCAUCUCCACACACGAUGUUGCCACCGGGAGGUUUGCUCCGCCACUCCUGCCUGCACUCGCGUUGCAGACGGGAGCCCAACCUCUAGUUCGCACAGUGCCUCUGCCCGCGAAGCCAAACGCCCUCGCCUCGGCAAUCCCGCUCUCAAGUUCGCAUCUGUCGUCAUCACUUCGACGGAAAACGCGCGGGACUUCGGGGGAGGCCGACCACGACGGCGGCCAAACACCAGACACGCGAGGUAUCACGUCACCCCUGGCCUCGGCGACCCGAGGAUGGUGGCCUCAGCGAUUGCUGCUGUCCCUGAAACUGGGCCUCAGGGAGGACGUCGAAUGUUCUCCAGAUGAAGACGGAACUCUCGCUUCGAAUUCAUUCGACUCCAGCGACGGAGAGCCUGCGACAGAAACCGCUCGCGAGCAUGACGUCCAAGCGGUGCAAGCUACAGAGAACUCCGUUGUGAAGCGUAUUCAAGAAGCAGGAAAUUCCCUGUGUUGUCUGAGACGCCGUGCGUGGACGGCCGCUUGCCGAGCUGCCGACGCUCUCGUGCCCCGAAGCCGCUUUGCGAAACGUCUGACGUCGACCGUCGUGACUCGUCUUGCUAUCCAGUCUCUCCUCUACCCUAUCGAUGUGGUUCGCUGCCGCCGAGCCCAAGGCGUGCCGUUCAAGGACAUCCCAGUUGGUGCCCUCUACAACGGCUGCCUGUCCAUUCUCGCUGUAUCCGAGCUGCCGUAUUGCAUGCUUUGCGUUACCCUUCAAACGCAUGCGCAGAAACUGCUGUCACAUCACGCGGGAAAGCUGCCGACAGUGGCAAAGUUGUUCCUCAGUGCCGUCGCAGCGGACAGUGUGGGAAGCAUGUACAAAACACCGUUCGACUGCGCCAAGGGACUUCUCCAGCGAGGAAAAGCGGCAUCUCCCCAAGAGGCUCUAACAACAGUCCUACGAGAUGACCCGUCGAUCCUCAAGGCACAAUACCGAGGAUUCUAUGCACAAGUCCUCCGAGACGCAACCUACAGAGUGCUGAAUGGCCAGACAAUGCAGAUGCUUCGACGGGUGAUUGCUGCUAGACAGCAGGCCGAGCAGUCUAGCGAGGGGAGAACGUUGCAGUCCGGAAUUGUCGCGAGAGCACGAGAAAAACUGCGUCUGUCAGCUGGGAAAGACAGUCCCCAGUCAAGUUUGAAACCGAGUGAAGGGAAACUGAACUGGGCACGAGAUUUGCUCGCUCAUGGCAUGCAGGGGCCGGUAGACGCGAUGCGGGGCCUCGCAACGAGGCUCACAAAUUUGAGACACGCAGGCAUGCGACGUCAGGGAGACGCCCAGCUGAAAGAACAGGCUGACAUAACAGCCGAACAAACGGGAACAUACCGUUCUGCUCCUGCUACUUCGGCCGACACAGUGAGUCCGCCGUCAGCAGCGCCCGUUACUCUUGGAGUUGGUCUACUCUCGGGGGCGUUGACUACUUUCGCAACUUCCCCCCUCGAGGCAGCCAGGCGGUAUAUCGUGGAGAAAAGCCAAGUGGACUCAGAACCGGGAUCCGCUACCAGACUUCAAGGCCUUCUUGGUGUCUGCCGGGCUCUUUAUGAAAUAGCGGAACAGCGAGGAGUUCUGUCUGGGUGGUUCAGGAACGCACCAACACGAAUGCUCGUUGCAGGCCCUUGUAACGCUCUCAGUGCGCUCCUGUUUGAGAGAACAUCUCGUUCUCUAACUCGCUUAUUUCCAGAGACAGAUAAUUAGAAACGGUCGACAUGUUGGCCCCAGCAUGAGCGCAUAAAUGGGUGAGGAUGAUUUUCCCAGAAUGUUUCCUCAGAAUGUGUGACAUGGUGCGGCAAGCCGAGAAGAGGAACGUCCGGAAUCGUGUUUGGAGGUUCCUCGCUCAGCUGUAGGAAGUCUCAUUUUUGCGCGAAGACACCAAAUAGCGGUAUACGAGUCAGUUGUGAGCUGCUAAAUGCCGUGACGAGUGCGGCAUGCGCGUGACUACAGCCAGUAUAGCCAGCGUAGCGUGACUUGCAAUGCGAGUAUAUGGGCCGGAAAGAACCGACGGUGUGUGCAGGACGACGGCGGAACGAGAAGGAACACACGCAGCAAUGGCAGAUCUGGGAACGGGCGUCCCGAAUUCUUGCUGCAUUUUUGUUGUAUACGAACAAGGCUUGCCUUUCGACAUCUUGCAAUCUUGUCGCCGAAUCAUGUUGUGGAUGCCGGCGUAACAGUGUUGAAGAUACCAGACGAUGCGGGCACUGUGCCCAAACCAUUUCCAGAGAGUCGACCCCAAAACGAUCUCUCUGUAAAUGGUGACGCCCUGGUUCAUGCGACUGACUGUCAUUUCAGCUGACUGCGCUCGUCCAGUUGGUCGUGUUGUCAGGGGGGGGGAAACUGACCAGUACGUUGGGUGAGCAGAGGCCGGCUUUAAGUUGGCAGGUGAUUUCUGCUGAAAGGCACCUAUUUCUGUGUAACGGUUGUCUCUUUUGCUGCCAGGGGUACCCCUAUACUUAAGAUCGGCGUCUUUGCCUCGAGUCAACUACGAAACGCUCUCCUGUUGUGAGCGCAGUGUAGGCGGAACACCCCAGAGGUGGCCCUGCUGCACAGUCUAUCGUAGCACAGUCAUGCGCUAAUUGGAACUGUCGGAU